Molecule: messenger RNA, 1463 nt
Organism: Achroia grisella
Lineage: Eukaryota; Metazoa; Arthropoda; Insecta; Lepidoptera; Pyralidae
Gene: Rad60
Exons: 2
Coding region: 82-1248 (388 amino acids)
Biological process (GO): positive regulation of transcription by RNA polymerase II; cytokine production
Source: RefSeq, a predicted model, not a curated record
GUAUUGAAUGUUUUUUUUGGGUCAAUGUUUUCUUAAUAGUUUAAUGUAAUCAAAAGGUUAUUUUUGAAAGAAUUUACAAAUAUGUCUUCUGAUUCCGAAGACGAUUGCUACGGAAACGUAGCACAGAAACUACAGAGUAUGAAAAACAAAUACAGAGACGAUAAAAUUGAAUGUACAAAUCUGCUCAACGAGUCGGCGACAUCAACAAACGAAUUGGAUGAAAUUGUGAAGAAAGCUAGUUUUCCCGCCAAAACUGAGUUGUCGAAGGUUGCCGAAGUUGUAGAGGUUAUUAAUGACACGGACCCUAAGGAUAAUUGUGAGGAUUUCAUUGACAAUUUGUUAGCUAAUGCAUCUACUAAAAGAGUUACUACGGCUAGCGCCAAAAAAAGGAAUUUAAGUGUUGUAACAUCAGAAAUUAACACUCCCAAGCCUUCUAGAAGAAAGAAACGCGUGAAUAAUGAAGAGAUUCCAUCAAAUACAGAUAAUAAUGUUAAUAAUAGAGAAACAGAACAGAAUAGAGGCAGAGGUAGAUCUAGUCGUGGUCAGGGUAGGCGCAAUCGAGGUAGAGGGAGAGGAAGAAGUAGACAAUCUCAAUCAGGUGUCAGCAACUGGUUAUCACAAGAAAUCCCCACAUUCAGUGUUGGCAACACCGAUGAAUAUCCAGACCAAAGUAACGAACAACAAUUAUUCAGUAAUAAGAACAAUGAUGUUGUUGUUAUAGAGGAAGAUCCUCUAGAUGUCAAUGAGGAGUUGUCAGUCAAGGUUUACUGGCAAAAUACAGAGUUUUUCAAGUUCAAUAUACGUAAAUAUCAAAAAUUGACGCAAAUAUUUGAUUAUUUCGCCAAGAAGGAGAAUAUUAGUAACGAUAAGGUAUUACUGACUUAUAAUGAUAAAGUGAUAAAGCUAACUGACACACCAGACUCUAUAAAGUAUAAUAUUGUUAAGUUCAUAGAUGGGGGAAUUGUUAAUCAAAGUAUUUCUAAAUUUACAACGAUCGAAAAUAAACCAUGUGUAGACGAUGGUAUAAGAAUCAAAUUUCAGUGCCAGAAUAUCAAAUUGCCAUUUGUGACAACAAUAAAAUGGGAGGAGAAGUUAUCAUUGGCCAUGAUGAAGUGUUCAGAGCACUUUGAAUUGCCAAUCAAUAAACUACGUUUUGAAUUUGAUGGUGACACUAUAUCAGGUAAUUCUACACCCAGGGAAAUGGAGCUGGAAGGUGGCGAAUGCAUUGAUGUGAAGGUGACAAGCUGAUGAUAAGAAUACAGCAUCCAUGGACAUGUCUAGACAUGUCUAGAUGUUUUUGUGGAUGACAUAAUUGUAGUACAACACAGCCCAUAAUAUGUUUACACAGGGUUUAGAAUAUGGGUGAAUAUUUUAUUGAGAGUGUCCUUGUCUGGUGGUUUACUACCCAGAAGUCCAUCGGAGACGGCAUGAGUUCAAAUCUUGGUGACACAAAAACGAUUGUG